Molecule: messenger RNA, 2671 nt
Organism: Octodon degus (degu)
Lineage: Eukaryota; Metazoa; Chordata; Mammalia; Rodentia; Octodontidae
Gene: Plppr4
Product: phospholipid phosphatase related 4
Exons: 7
Coding region: 329-2476 (715 amino acids)
Biological process (GO): signal transduction; phospholipid dephosphorylation; phospholipid metabolic process
Molecular function (GO): phosphatidate phosphatase activity
Source: RefSeq, a predicted model, not a curated record
GAGGGAGGGUGACAGAGAGGAGAAGCCAUUGCAGCAACAGCUUGGUGGAGGGAGCUGGACAUCGCAGGCAACAAACACUGGAACCAGAGCAGGUGCAGGAGCAGGGAAGGAAGAGGACCUGGCGGCGCCAGAACCGCUGGGUUGCUGCAAAGAGGGGCGGAGAGAAGGCGGGGGCGCUCACGCAGCGCGCCGGCUCCAGCUCCAGCGGUGCCGCGGGGAAUGUGACAUCAGCGGCGCCCGGCGCUUGCGGCUGGAGGAGGCAGCUCGCCUGGGCUGCGCGGUGCACACCUCGCCCGGGGGAGGACGCAGACCCCGGCAGGCAGCCGGGAUGUCGGCGAAGGAGAGGCCAAAGGGCAAAGUGAUCAAGGACAGCGUCACCCUCUUGCCCUGCUUUUAUUUUGUCGAGCUACCUAUAUUGGCAUCUUCAGUGGUUAGCCUCUAUUUCCUUGAACUCACUGAUGUCUUCAAACCGGUACACUCCGGAUUUAGCUGCUAUGACCGGAGCCUUAGCAUGCCGUACAUUGAGCCCACCCAGGAGGCAAUCCCAUUCCUCAUGCUGCUCAGCCUUGCUUUUGCUGGACCCGCAAUUACGAUUAUGGUAGGGGAAGGAAUUCUCUACUGUUGCCUGUCCAAAAGAAGAAAUGGAGUUGGCCUGGAGCCUAACAUUAAUGCUGGAGGCUGUAACUUCAACUCUUUUCUUAGAAGAGCCGUCAGAUUUGUUGGUGUGCAUGUGUUUGGACUGUGUUCUACAGCCCUAAUCACGGACAUCAUACAGCUGUCCACGGGAUACCAAGCUCCAUACUUUCUGACUGUGUGCAAGCCAAACUAUACCUCUUUAAAUGUGUCUUGCAAAGAAAAUUCCUACAUUGUGGAGGACAUUUGUUCAGGAUCUGACCUUACAGUUAUCAACAGCGGCAGGAAGUCCUUCCCUUCUCAGCAUGCCACCCUUGCUGCCUUUGCAGCUGUGUAUGUUUCGAUGUACUUCAACUCCACAUUAACUGAUUCCUCUAAGCUUCUGAAACCUCUCUUGGUUUUUACAUUCAUCAUCUGUGGAAUCAUCUGUGGGCUGACACGGAUAACUCAAUAUAAGAACCAUCCAGUCGAUGUCUACUGCGGCUUUUUAAUAGGAGGAGGAAUUGCAUUGUAUUUGGGCCUGUACGCUGUGGGCAACUUUCUGCCUAGUGAAGAGAGUAUGUUUCAGCACAGAGAAGCCCUCAGAUCUCUGACCGACCUCAAUCAAGACCCCAGCCGGGUUUUAUCAGCUAAAAAUGGUAGCAGCAGCGAUGGAAUCGCUCACACAGAAGGCAUCCUCAACAGAAGCCACAGAGAUGCGAGCUCCUUAACCAAUCUCAAAAGGGCGAAUGCUGACGUCGAGAUCAUCACCCCUCGGAGCCCCAUGGGGAAGGAGAACAUGGUGACCUUCAGCAACACCCUUCCCAGAGCCAACACUCCGUCGGUGGAAGACCCAGUCAGAAGGAACGCGAGCAUUCAUGCCUCUAUGGAUUCUGCUCGAUCCAAGCAGCUCCUCACCCAGUGGAAGAAUAAGAAUGAAAGUCGCAAGAUGUCCCUGCAAGUUAUGGAGACCGAGCCAGGGCAGUCACCGCCCAGGUCCAUAGAAAUGAGGUCCAGCUCAGAGCCCUCAAGGGUCGGGGUGAAUGGAGACCACCAUGGUCCUAGCAAUCAGUACCUCAAGAUCCAGCCAGGCACUGUCCCGGGCUGCAACAACAGCAUUCCUGGAGGACCCCGGGUGUCCAUCCAGUCCCGCCCCGGCUCCUCACAGUUGGUUCAUAUCCCUGAAGAGACCCAGGAAAACAUCAGCACUUCCCCCAAGAGCAGCUCAGCUCGUGCAAAGUGGCUAAAAGCUGCCGAGAAGACCGUGGCCUGCAACCGGAGCAACAGCCAGCCACGCAUCAUGCAGGUGAUCGCCAUGUCCAAGCAGCAGGGUGUCCUGCAGAGCAGUCCCAAGAACAACGAGGGCAGCACAGUCUCCUGCACCGGCUCCAUCCGCUACAAGACCCUGACAGACCACGAGCCCAGUGGGAUCGUGAGAGUGGAGGCUCACCCGGAGAACAACAGGCCCAUCAUCCAGAUCCCGUCCACCGAGGGUGAGGGCAGCGGCUCCUGGAAGUGGAAGGCUCCUGAAAAGGGCAGCCUGCGCCAAACUUACGAGCUCAACGACCUCAACAGGGACUCAGAAAGCUGCGAGUCCCUGAAAGACAGCUUCGGUUCUGGAGAUCGCAAGAGAAGCAACAUUGACAAUAAUGAACAUCACCACCAUGGAAUCACCACCAUCCGCGUCACCCCAGUGGAAGGCAGCGAGAUCGGCUCAGAGACGCUGUCCAUCUCUUCCUCCCGUGACUCCACUCUGCGAAGGAAGGGCAACAUCAUUCUGAUUCCUGAAAGAAGCAACAGCCCCGAGAACACCAGAAAUAUCUUCUACAAAGGAACCUCUCCCACGCGGGCUUAUAAGGAUUGAGUGCGGACCAUUCAAAAGUUUGGGUGACAUCCCGCCCCAAAGACCCCGCGUUGAUUCUACCUGUUCCAGAGGAUUAGGAAGCUUUCUCGCCAAAUUAGAUUGUUUACCAUCAGCCCAGAACUCUAUUAACUCUUGAGAGCUACCAUGCUAAACUUGUAGACUUUACAUCACCAGAGGGGUAAAGCACAAUGCAAG